This is a messenger RNA of Aethalodelphis obliquidens (Pacific white-sided dolphin), 4418 nucleotides long. RefSeq names its product FKBP prolyl isomerase 5 (gene FKBP5). The coding region runs from base 833 to 2206 and encodes 457 amino acids. Gene Ontology annotation, molecular function: protein binding; peptidyl-prolyl cis-trans isomerase activity. The record is from RefSeq and is a predicted model, not a curated record. Lineage: Eukaryota; Metazoa; Chordata; Mammalia; Artiodactyla; Delphinidae. The transcript is spliced from 15 exons.
GCGCUGCCAGUCUCGGGCGGCGGCGUCCGGCGCGCGGUUGGCCUGCAGGGCGGGCUGAGGGGCAGCGGCUCGCGGGCUAGGCGGAGAGAGACAGAGCAGACGAACAACCGCGGCGACAGGUCACGGCUCCCGUCCGCGGCCCCCGACUCGCCCGAGGCCCGGCGCCCGUGACCGCGGCAGCCCGGAGCAGACGGCGGGACCGGCGGAGAGCCGGGAGGCGCGUGAACAGCAGCUGCCGCGGGCGGGAGAGAAACUUCGCUUUCCGGGGCCCGGGCGGCGGGAGAAGUGGAGCCGGGGUGAGCCGUGCACCGGGACGCCGCGGGCGCGAUGGAGCCGCGCUCACCUGGCGGGCCAGCCGAGAGUGAGGAUAACGGAGCGUCCCGUCGCCGCCGUCCUGGCUUUCGGUUUGCGCUCCCCGGGCGGUGGGUGUGGAUGCGCGUUCACCGUCUUCACCUGCCGCCCAGGGACCAGUGACUGGGAACAGCAUCCCCGCUCUCGGCCGCUCGUAGAGGGUGCGGGUGCGGCGGCGUUCUAACAGAACAGUUGCAAGACCAGUACGAGGAACUUCCAGAUUCACCAACUGUUGGUGUAUACAUUUGUUCACAUUUACCCAGCUGAAUACUUAAGAUCCGUGCAUUUUAUGGCAUAAUAGGCAUAAUGAGAACACAGACCUGGAAGUCAGAGUGGUUCUUACAGGAGAAACAGGAAAAAUGGAGCAAAGACUAGGUCUGUCUUGUUCACGGUUAUGGCAGUAUCAUCAGGCACAAUGCCUGGCAUAUAUUUCACAUAAGAAGACAUUGCCUAAUCCAAGGUUGUCUACUUAUAAAAGACAAUGACUACUGAUGAAGCUGCCAAGAACAAUGGAGAAAGCCCCGCAGCAGCUGUUGCUGAACAGGGAGAGGAUAUUACCUCCAAAAAAGAUAGAGGAGUAUUAAAGAUUGUCAAAAGAGUGGGGAAUAGUGAGGAAACCCCGAUGAUUGGAGACAAAGUUUAUGUCCAUUACAAAGGAAAAUUGUCAAAUGGAAAGAAGUUUGAUUCCAGUCAUGAUCGAAAUGAACCAUUUGUCUUUAGUCUUGGCAAAGGCCAAGUUAUCAAGGCAUGGGACAUUGGGGUGGCUACCAUGAAGAAAGGAGAGAUCUGUCAUUUACUGUGCAAACCAGAAUAUGCAUAUGGCUCGGCUGGCAGUCUCCCCAAAAUUCCCUCGAAUGCAACUCUCUUUUUUGAGAUUGAGCUUCUUGAUUUCAAAGGAGAGGAUUUAUUUGAAGAUGGAGGUAUUAUCCGAAGGAUCAAACGGAAAGGAGAAGGGUAUUCAAACCCAAACGAAGGAGCGACAGUAGAAAUCCACCUGGAAGGCCGCUGUGGUGGAAGGAUGUUUGAUUGCAGAGAUGUGGGGUUCAUAGUUGGCGAAGGAGAAGACCACGACAUUCCAAUCGGAAUUGACAAAGCCCUGGAGAAAAUGCAGCGUGAGGAACAAUGUAUUUUGUAUCUUGGACCACGAUAUGGUUUUGGAGAGGCAGGGAAGCCUGAAUUUGGCAUUGAACCUAAUGCUGAGCUUAUAUAUGAAGUUACACUUAAGAGCUUCGAAAAGGCCAAAGAAUCCUGGGAGAUGGAUACCAAAGAAAAAUUGGAGCAGGCUGCCAUUGUCAAAGAGAAGGGAACUGUGUACUUCAAGGGAGGCAAGUACAUGCAGGCGGUGAUUCAGUAUGGGAAGAUAGUGUCCUGGUUAGAGAUGGAAUAUGGCUUAUCAGAAAAGGAAUCGAAAGCUUCUGAAUCAUUUCUGCUCGCUGCCUUCCUGAACCUGGCCAUGUGCUACCUGAAGCUUAGAGAAUACACCAAAGCCGUGGAAUGCUGUGACAAGGCCCUUGGACUGGACAGUGCCAAUGAGAAGGGCUUGUACAGGAGGGGUGAAGCCCAGCUGCUCAUGAAUGAGUUUGAGUCAGCCAAGGGCGACUUUGAGAAAGUGCUGGAAGUAAACCCCCAGAAUAAGGCCGCGAGACUGCAGAUCUCCAUGUGCCAGAAAAAGGCUAAGGAGCACAAUGAGCGGGACCGCAGGAUAUAUGCCAACAUGUUCAAGAAGUUUGCAGAGCAGGAUGCAAAGGAAGAGGCCAGUAAAGCAAUGGGCAAGAAGACUUUAGAAGGGGUCACCAAUGAAAAAGAAACAGCAAGUCAGUCGAUGGAAGAGGAGAAAGCCGAAGGCCAUGUAUGACACCACGCCAAGGAGGGAAGAGUCCUAAGGAACUCGGCCCCUCCUCCAUGGGCUUUCACCCAACUCAGGACUAAACAGUGUUUAAUGUAAAGUUUGUUAUAGUCUAUGUGAUUCUGGAAGCAAAUGGCAAAACCAGUAGCUUCCCAAAAAACCACCACCCUGCUGCUGCCCAGAGCUCUCAUCGAGGGGGUGGCAUGGGACCACUCCAGGUGGAACAAAGCAGUGACUGUUGGUGUGGAGAGAUUGAGCCAACAGCUUAAGUCCAGCUCAUUUCAGUUUAUGUCAACUUGCAAUAUCCAGUUCAGGGUCUCUUGAGAUCAUCCUAACAAUUGGGGGCUGGCUGUUAGGUUUUCCAUUUGACUGAACUUUAAUAGCACUGCAGAAACCUAGAAAUAAAUGCUUAAUGAGUUUCUUCUUUCCUACAGUUGGGCAGGGGAGAGUUGGGGGAGGUUUUGUUUUUCAAAUGACUGAAGUGCUGUGAAUGCAUGCUGUUGCAUUUUUAACCAACAGAACCCAAAGGAGAGGGGCCGGGUCCCCCCUCAGAUCCCCAGCAGCAUCACCGACCUGGAAGCCAGAAUCUCAGAGGCCUCUCGCUUGCUGACUUGGCUGCCUCCCAGACCCCCUCCUUAGUAAAGCAGCCUCCUUGUGAGAGCAGGCUUCUGCCCCGCCAGCCUGUCCCCCCGGAGGAGGAGCCCUGUCAUUCCUGAAAUACUCAAUGCUAAUGAGCAGAGGGAAUUUCUGGAUUAGCUUUCCCUGUUUUGGAUGAAGUUCUGAGAUGCUGAAAUGUGAAUAGAACUAUCAGAAUUGUGCUUUUUCUUCCCUCCUCUAUCCUUUUAGGAAAGAAUGUUGAAUCCAGUACUGCCUGCUCGCGUUGCUACCAUUCAGUUUCUUACUUCCAUUCUAACCCUUGCUAUCAAGAAUUUCAGGCUGCUUCUUAUAAUAUCUGGAGUGAGUGAGUUUAUUUACGUAUCUGUCUAGGAUCCAUGCAGCCUUUUUGUUGUCUUUUUAAAAUUGCUGUCUCAUAAACACAUGUAUACUGAUUUAUGGAAGUUUAUUUACUCUCUCCUCUAUCAUGUUAAAAAAAUUUUUUUGACUUUUUACUAUUAAGUAGCUUAAUUUUUAAAAACAAAAUCUGUGGGGUUGAAAAAAGUCAUCGCUCUUCUAUGUUAAGCAUUUUCCUUUCAGGUUUGACAUAUAGUAGCUUUCUUUUCCUGCGCUGAUAGCUGCUUUGUUCUGGUGUGAGUUGUGAAAAAGAGUUGAAAACAGCUUCCCAUGCAGGUACAUCUAGCCUAAAAUCUCCAGUACUUGGGCAUUGAAUUAGGGCAAGUCUUAAAUAUGUACAUGUAGUUGAAUUUUAGUCCUUACGGGUAAGCGAGAUUAAGCAUGGCUUUCUGGUCCCACAGCCUAAGAAAUAAGAAACACUCAUGGGAAUGCAUUUGGCAACCCAAGAAAAUAUUUGCUUCAACCUGGAACAUCUCACUUUUUUAAAUCCUAAAGAACACUGGCAAUUGUAUUUUAGAUUAAUUUUUAUUUUUAUAGUGGUUUUAACAAAACACUUAUUGUUAGGUUAGGUCCCAUGUUAAAACCUAAAGUCAUUUCCUUUUAUAUCAGUUUUUGUCUCCAUGGAACAAAUGGAAUUGUUUCUCCCUUAAUGAUAACUAAAAUCCUUUUAAUUUCUCAUUUACACGUUAGUCUUUUUUCAUGAGUUAUUUCUUUUUUUAAAGAAAUCUCACCUAGGGAAUAUAAAAGCAAAAGUUGAUUUUGCUUAUCCACUUAACUGUUUAGUAUUUGUAGCUCUGUUGACUAGAGCAUGACUCCAGUGAGGCUAAGGUUAAAAUUAGAUCCUAAAAAGUCCAGUUAGAAAAAACUGUUCCAAAAAUCAGAUUAUUAUCUUAGCCCACUGUCUCGUCUGUUAUGAGUCAUGUGAACAGGCGAGGAGAGAGAGGAGAAGGCUGGGCAAGUGGUUUGGAGCAAAUGAUUAUGAGGUGCCCAUCACCACUCAAGAGAAAGAAACUUCACAUAUUCUUGUAUCAAAUUCAAUAAUUUUAAACAAUUUGUCUAGAAGUCAGCAGAUGUCUUUGAACCAUCUCUUAGACUGCAUUUGGAGUGGUGAGGCAGCAUACGGUGAAUUAAAAACAAAUUGGUUUUUUAAAAAAAAGUAUUCAGAUGCACUUUUAUGGUGUUCCUUAAAUAAAUUAAGAAAAACAGAUGA